This is a messenger RNA of Procambarus clarkii (red swamp crayfish), 3845 nucleotides long. The record is from RefSeq and is a predicted model, not a curated record. NCBI's taxonomy places the organism in Eukaryota, Metazoa, Arthropoda, Malacostraca, Decapoda, Cambaridae.
CAGAGACAACAACAACAACACACCAGUCUGCGGGUGCUGGCCUCCAGCUCUCAACAACAACAACAAACAGUAGUUCUCGUCGCCCAUAUAUCAACAACAACAACACCGUCACACGCCCGCCCUCCUAUACUGCUUGUAUACACGCCAUCUCCACAUGUUUUAGACAUUUACUGAGGUCAAUUUCUAGGACCCGGACGGCCGAGGCGCGACCCAGUCAUGGGGCGUCGUCUGCCCCAUGUCGUCGUCUGUCCAGCUGACGAUUGACAAUGGAAUGCGCAGUAUAUAAGGAACAAAGUCUCAACUGUCAACCAGCAAACACUUACACUAAAUUGUCCUCAUAUCAAUUAAAAUUACAAAGGAGGAAGCCAAAAGAAGAGUAACAUGGAAGAUAAAAUUGAAGAUAAUGCAGGGAUGGGGACAAAACCUCAAGUGAAAGACCUUUUAGCACACAUGGACCCUAUGAUAUAUCUAGCAGGAACUGCUGACAAUACCUCAGAAAUGUUGUUAUACCUUUCUGACAUGGAUCCUGCAUUUCACAAGUUGCUGCUGGUCAAAAGUUUGAGAAAAGGAAUGCGGGAGGAACUUAGUGCAGUUAUAGAGGGACUUGUUGAAGAUUACCUGAAGGAACAUAAAGGAAAAAUGCGAUCUGAGAACCCAGUUGAUUUCUUAUUGGAAAAAGUUGUAUCUGAAGAAAAAUUUAAUGAUUUUUUGAAAAAUGUUAAGUUAAGCUUGGAAAGUUCAGUGCAAGACAUUACUAAUCAUUUUGAUGAUGAAAUAGUGACAGGAAUGUUUGCAAAUUAUGAAGAAACCACAUACGCUAGCCCAAAUAACUCAAAUGAGUCUUCUUUAAAUUCCUCAUUAAAUCAAUCUGGACUCUUAUUUUUGCACCCAGCACAAUAUCAUAACAUAGCCAAAUGUCUUCAAAGCAGAAAAGAUAGAGAAGCUUGCAAUGAUUCCUUAAAUAUCUUGCUAGCAGUAACACCUUGCGAGCCAGUGAUGCAGGAUUGUUGGUGUGACUUAAAGAAAGGGCUAAGAGAAUGCCUGUUUGAUGACACACCAGAAAUAUUUGACAAAGCCUUGAAGGUACAUUGUAAACUUCUAACAUCUCAAGUACAUAAUGCAGUAAAAGAGGCAUAUUUAAAUCUUUUGGGUGCUGUUGCUGGCUUUUACAUGUCUAAGCGGUUUCUUUCAAAAAUUCCAUUAAAGGGAGAAAAUAUUAAUUUGAACUCGUGUGCAAACAUUAUUAGACUCUUAAAAAUCUUAAUUGACUUUCAAAAAGAACUACCUCUUCUUUGGAUAAGAUAUCCGGAAAGAUUUGUUGAUGAUAUGGUUGAAGCCACAUUUAACUUAUUAGGUUUAAAUCUUUCCAUCAAGGAUAAUAAACAGAUGACAGUACUGGAUAUGUAUUCUGUAAUUGACCCCCAAGCUUCAUGGCUAAGAAAGUGGGUACAUGGGCAGUGGGGAAGAAGCAAAACGUUUUCUGCAAUGAGAAGUAACUCAAUGGUACUUCUCCACUCUGUGUCAUUUUGCAUUAAACACUUGGAAAAUGUGACAGAAAUUUCACAAGUAGACACUAGAGAGAUAAUUAGUUCUAGCCUUGUAUCUCAUUUAAGAUUUGUCCAUAGUAUUAAUGUAAUCAUGGCAGUCCUGGAAUAUUCUGAUGGAAGGAAACUCUUUCCUGUGAAUGUUCCUUCCAAAGAAGAGCUGGUGACCAUGCAAGGAAUAAUUCAAACUCUUAUCAGAGCAGUUAACUGCAAUAUAUCUGAAAUAAUAAAUAUAGAAGUAAGUAGUCUGUUAAACAAGUUCUGUUCACAUGAUGAAAUGAAAAGUUGGAUUUUAUGUGAUGCUGGAGUUGUAGAGUUACUUCUUCAAGAAGUGAGCAAUUUUGAUAACCUCCCACAACAGAAAAAAGAUUUGAAAGGAGAUUUAGAAAAAAUGAUUCCAUCAAGUUAUAUUAAGGCUGUCCUUGUUAUUCUGGAUACCAUUUUAGCAACUCACAUUGGACAAAAGUACAUCUUACUAGGAAGGAAGAGGAAAUCCAGUUCCAAAUCUGGCUUGUCUGGGAUUAUUAGCAGCCCAGCACAUGAAGUGAUGAAUUUGGUUUUACACAUAUUGAGAAGUAAACAUGCCAGCUCAGAUUUAAAAAGGAUUUCAAUCAGUGUCUGCUGCAACUUGCUUGCCUCACCGAUAGGCAUGCACAUGUGUGCUAAACAUCCUCUCAUAGAAAGUGUGAUUGAACACCUCAAGAAUAAAAAUAAAUCGGUUUCAACAGAAAAAAUCUCACUUGGGAUUGAUCCAAGAACAAGUGAGUUACUUCAUCUUAGCGUUCCACAGUCACUGCCUCUGCUGACUACACUGUUGCUGUCGUAUAAAGGAUUCUUUCUCUUGGAGAGUGAAGGAGUGUUACCUUUGGCACUAACACAGGUUUUGCCAGAGAUGGCCAGAAAGGGCACCCUGAAUGCCAAAAUUCUUGCAAGUGUUUGCUGCUCACCACAAGGAUGUUCUGUUGUUGGCAGUUUAAAAGUCUUGCAGCCAUUCUGGGAUAUUCUUGGCCAUGUAGCAAAAGGGGAAGAGCUGCUACAGCAAACUCCUACAGAAGAGGAGAAAGAAGAAGCAAUAGAAGCAGCAGCUGCACCACUCAUGGCAUUAACAGCAACAUAUCAAGGAACACAACUGGUCUUCAGUGAACAGGGCUUACUGAGAGCUGUAUCAGAGUCACUUUACUCUCCCAGUGAAAUGUUAACAGAGAUGCACACCAUUGCUCUGAGGCUCCUAGCAUGUGCCACAUCAGUCCUGGACUCUGUAGCGUUCCUCCAGGCCUCAUUUGGUUAUCAGGAUGAGUUGCUUGCACAACAGCUCCAAACGAGAUCUGGAGAAGGGGACUCUAUUAUCGUGGAUGAAAACUCUAUUCUUCGUAACCAUAUAUUGGUGAAAUCUUAUAUGAUGGGCAGCAGCAGUGAGAGAUGGCUUCCCCCUAUUGAUAUUGACGAGUUAUCCACAUCAAGCAUGCCUCCUCUCUUCAGUCAGUAUCCAGCUCCAAGAGAUUAUAUUCCUAUAAAACCUAUUCGUUCUAUGCACAAGAAACAGAAUGAAGUUUGGAGAUUUCUUACCGACACUCGCCAUGGUCUUCAUGACAUAGGUUGGCUCAACCAUUGUCGUAAGGCUGUCCGUGCUGUACUCUCCUCUGGAGAGCAUAUCAAGAGUUGGCUGGUGAUGGACAUCGUUGAUCAUGCUGCUUGCGUCUUCUUAUCUUCUGCCGAAGAGUUGCUGCCUGGCAUAAAUGUUUCCCUGUCUCCCUCUUCAACAUCUACCACUCCUACUUCCCCUCCAGCUUCCUCCUCCUCUACUGCAUUCAACUUAAUUCCAGGAGUAACCCUGUCAUCUAAUUCAACACCUCUUCAUCUCAGCAAUGAGGAUUCGGACUUGCAACUGCUUACAGAAUCUCAGAAAGCUGUUCUAGAAAUAGUUUUAAGGUAUGGUAAUGAGCUUCAGAUCCUGAAUAUUGGUGGAAAUGUGCGUGAUAACCUAAUUGAGGUAUUAAAAUUCACGCAAUCAAAUAUUUUGCUUUCGUCACCUGACAAGUGUGAUUGGUUCACUAUGGCCAUAUUUCUUAUAUAUGGCGGAAAUGUUGAGAGGUAAGAUAUGCAUGCUUUAUGUUUUUUCUUAUCCACUAUAUUGUCUAAUAUAAGAACUCAUAAUAACAAAAUAAAAGGUUAAAUAUUUGGGCACCAUUGGUAGCAUCCCUAGAUUGAAGCACUAACUAUUCAAGACUCUUCCAUCACAUUAGGUAUUGGAUGACCUAUCUUUUCCUUUGGGUCUUAAUACCUUUUCAAAAUGUUUUGUCC